CGCCGUCACCGCGCUCGUAUCACAAGCCAUUUUUGCCGCGCUCCCUCUGUAAUCCGCGCGCAUAUACGUUAUUGUGAUUGUCGUAAGGUUCGUGUGUGUGUGUGUGUGCAAUAUUUAUCGUUUGUUGUCUACAGUUUAUUCCUCUCUCUUGCACGCAUCCAUAGUAUUUUCACACUCUCCAUUUACAUAGCAUUAGUGCAGUGCUGCGCCCAGCUGUGGCCGUCAACUGUCGAAGUGGUCGUACAAAGUAAUCGCGAUUGUAAUAUUACUGUCAUUUUUAUUAAAUAUUAUUUUUAUUAUAACUGUUUUCAUACUCAAUAUGUGUGCAUUGUUUACCGUUUAAACAAAGUUAAGUUUAACUGUCUCAAACGCGAACAACACUGUCCGCGGGUUGGCUGCGAAUUUUCUAAUCUCUCCCUUUGAAACGUUAUAUUUUCUACUAAACCCUUCCACAUAGGGACACCAACAAUGUGUCCGGCCGUUAUUACGGGUAAUAUCUCGCGAUGGUGUACGUUAUGGACGUCCGAGUGAAAUGCUAACAUGGUCCGAUCCAGGUUUCUUGGCAAACCGCCCAGGACGCGGUGUCCGAGGACAAUGGUCCAAGUCGGUGUGUCGGAUUUCGUGGACAACGAGGCCAAGAACGCCCGAAUGAUAUCUAUCGCGUUCGAUGUGUUCCGAACAACGUUAAAAAAUGACGGAGAGCAACAUGAGUUCCGAGAAUUCAGUAACAACUGUGAUGAUAGAGCUGCAGCAGUCAAAAACCAGAUCCAUAGUGAUACGACUGAAAUACUAUGCGAUCAAAAUGCCACAAUGAACGAUGUUUUUAGCAGACACGACCCUUUGCUGACACAACCUAGUAUUAAUAGUAAAAUGGAAUAUUUGCAAGCUAAACAGGAAGCAAACAUAAAGUAUGAACUUCAUAAGUCAAACAAAAGUAUCAGUUUACCUUCAGUUGUAUCUUGUUUAGAUGACAAUCUUAACUACACUUACGCAAAAUCAUGCAAAGGAGGUCCAUUGAAAAUGAAUCAGACUAGUGGUGAAGUACAAUGUGGUAUUUGUGGUGUUAUUCGUUUUUAUAAAUCAAUCUCAAAGACUAAAAAAUAUGGAGCUUACAGUUGUGAUUCUUGCAGAAAGUUUAUGGCCAAAUCAAUUGAAAAUCAAAAUAUUAUUAAUCGUUGUAAUAAUGAAAGAGGAAUAGGCCAAUGUCGUAUUCCAAAUGGGCUUAAAUCUCAAAAUGGAAUGACAAGAAUUGUAUCAAUUGAUUCUCGAUGUAAAGCUUGUUGGCUUCAGAUGUGUUUAAAGCGAUUAAAGUUACCAGAAACAACUGUUGAAAGACUGUUAGACACAUUACCUCGUGAAAUGGUCCCUGUACUCAUUUGGGUCUUAAAAAAACCAGAUCCAUGGACAAUAAAUAUAGAUAAUAAUCUUAAAAAAAAAAUUAUCAGAGAUUAUAAACUUCACAAAGAAAUAAUUAGUGCUUUACAAGAUGAAGACAGUGAUGAAAGCAAUAAUGAUUCCUAUAGUAGUGAAAAUGACAUAGAUGUUUAUUCUGAUCAAUUGGAUUCAGAUAUUGAAUAUACCAUGAAAAAAGGAUGUAUUACAAAAAAACAGAAGAGUGAAGAAAAAUCAAAUAAUAAAAUAAUUAAAGGAAAAAAAACAAAAAAAUUGGAUUUAUCUAAGGAUGUACAGCAAAAUGAUAUUAAGCGAGUUGUAUCUCUACGAUCCACAAAUGUUAAUAUGUCCAAUUUAUUCGAAACUAAAGAAUUAAAAUCUGUUAACUCAAAAGGCCCCAGAAUUAAACACGUAUGUCGCAGCGCUAAGUCUGUUUUGGGAAAAACACCUGCAACUUUUGGAAAUGUUGAUGAUAAGACUGAGGAUCUUGAUGAUAUUCUAAUGUUACCAGUGGAUAUUAAUUCAUUACAGUGUAUUAAAACUGAUGGAAAUAAUCCAGAAAAUAAAUCAAGUGUUACCAAUACUAUGGACUUAUCUAGUACUAUAAAAUAUUCAAAAAUAUCAAUACCCAUUAUUAAAGAACAAGAUUUUCACCUUUCUUUUCAACCAAAUAGAACUCUCCAAGAUCUUAUGUUGCAAGAUCACCUAAAUGCAAACAUUGAAAAUUCUGAAGAUGACAUUACUGUUGAUUUGAAUUUUCGAGAAAGUUAUGACCCAGAUAGGAUUGCAGAAAAUGGAUUUGCUAUUGUGGGAACAGAAACAAUGUCAGUACCUCGACAAGCAGUUUGUUAUUUAUGUGGAAGUGCUGGAAUGGAAAAAUUAAUCCAUUGUGUUUCUUGUUGUGAACCUUAUCAUAAGUUUUGUGUCGAUGGUGUUGGUAUUGGAAUUUCAUCUCACGAAAGUGAAUGGUCAAAAAUUAGUUGGACGUGUCCUAAAUGUAAGAUUUGUAAAGGAUGUCAAAGUAGAGGUAAAACAAGACCAAAAUUAACUUGUCAAAGGUGUAAGGAUUCCUAUCAUGAUCAUUGUCUUGUUGAUAAAAUUGUAUAUGAUCGAAACAGGCCAUGGGCUUGUCCACCUUGUAGAAAAUGCAAAAGUUGCCAUGUUCCUCGAGUCGAUUACUUUGUUGGUAAUUUAGCUUUAUGCUCAGUAUGUUUUCAAUUAAGACAACGUGGUAAUUUCUGUCCUUUAUGUCAAAAAUGUUAUGAACCUGAUGAUUUUGAAACAAAAAUGAUGGAAUGUGCUACUUGUAAACAUUGGGUUCAUGCAAAAUGUGAAGGAUUAUCAAAUGAAAAAUAUGAAGUCUUGAGUACAUUACCUGACAUUGUAGAGUAUGUUUGCAAGAUUUGUAUUACAGAUAGUACAACCCCGUGGCGUAUAUAUGUUGAUGAAGCAUUAAAAAGUAGUUUUAUGACUGUUCUAAUAAUUCUUGGAAAAAAUAAAAAAAUAUGUGAUCUCAUCAAAUGGAGUCCUCAAAAACAAUCACCAGGUUGUGUUUGUAAAAAAUUGAUCACUCCAAAAUUUCCAUCUCUUGAUGGACCUAAUAUUGUUACACCAAAAGCAAUUGAUGAAAUUCCUAAGCAAUGUGUUUGUCAUGGAUUGGAAGGAUGGUCUAAAGGUACUCCGACUCUAGUUACAAUAAAACAAAAAGUAAAUAACAAUGAAUAUGAGUCCCUUUGUCAAUUUAAUGAUGAUAUGUUAAGUACUAUUAAUAAGUUCAAUGUGCCUGAACUUCGAGAAGAAUAUAAAAAAAUUGUUUUUGAAGUUUUUCCCUGGUUUAAUUCUAAGUUUGAGAAGAAUUCACCCCAUAAAAGUUCCUAUUCAUCAACAUCAUUACCAAUUAUAAGUCCACCUAAGUUUAUUCCAAAAUUAUCUUUUAAUUUACUCAAUUCUGAUAUUAAAGCUUUACAAGAUAUAAUGGGUAAUGAUGAAAAUAAUUAUUAUUUGACCCCAAAAAUUGAUGAUACAAGAGUCUGCCAGUUUUGCAAAAAAAUAGGUGAAGGUAUGCCAAUGCGAGAAGGAAGACUUCUUUAUUGUGGUGAUAAUAUGUGGGCUCAUGCCAAUUGUGCUUUAUGGUCUUCUGAAGUUUUUGAAGAGAUCGAUGGGUCGUUACAAAAUGUUCAGCUCGCUCUUUCUAGAAGUAAAGUAGUAAGAUGUGUUGUUUGCAAUGAAAAAGGUGCAAGUGUUGGAUGUUGUUAUCGAAAUUGUGUUAAAACUUACCAUUUCCAAUGUGCUAGAAAAGUAUUUUGUUUAUUUAAUGAAAAUAAAACUGUAUAUUGUAACAAUCAUGCAUCUGACACACGUUUUAGUGUUAAAGAUUUUACAUUGGAAAGACUGAUUUACAUAGAACAAGAAGACAUUAAACAAAAACGUACGGAAAGUUCUGAUAUUCACAUUUUAAUUGGUUCAUUAUAUAUCAAUUGUAUUGGAAAUUUGCACCCUAUUCUAUCUGACAGUGUUGAAUCCAUUUUGCCUAUUAAUUUUCAAGCUAAAAGAUAUUAUUGGUCAACUAAAGAACCAUGGAAACUGAUACAAUACAAUUGGACUACUAAGAUAGAAAAUUAUGUUGAAAAGUUAAAAUUUGAUGAGCUUAACUAUACUAUUGAUCAUGAUAAACAAGAAAAUGAAAUUGAUGUUAUUCAGGCUGAAAAUGUAGGAAUUAAUUUGUUUACAUCUAUUCAAGUAGAUAAUUUACAAAAAUGUUAUGAAGCUUUAAAAAGACCAUGUCCCAUUGAUGAUAAUUUUCAAUCUAAACGUUGUAAAAUGGAUAAUAUUGAUUGUUUUGCUUAUCAAAACUAUGAUACAGAUUCUGAAUUUGAAUCUACUAUAGAUGAAACUUCUAGAAUGGAAUUAUUUUCCAAUAGUUUUGGACAAAAGCCAAAAGCUAUUCCACAAUUAGAUGGAUUAUAUGAUACAAGUGACAAUGAAUCAGAAUUUGAGUAUUAUCAACUAGACAAUUUAACAGAUGUGAUUGAUGACUGUACUAACGAUCAACCUGUAAAAUGUAAUCGAUGUCAUCGGACAUAUAGAACUAGUUUAAGUUAUGAAAGACAUUUAGCUAGUUGCAAUUUUGAUUAUGAUAUUGGCAGUGAUAGUGAAUCCAGUGAUGAUGAUAAAUCUGAAAAAAAAGUUGAUGAACAUUGUUUGUUAUUUAAAGAAGAACAUGCUGUAAGAGUAGAACUUUUAAAAGAAGAUCAUAUUAUCCCUCAACAAAAUUACACCCCUGUUGCGCCAAUGCAGUCUGCACAACAGCAGCAACAACCACCACCUACUGUGAUACUUCAGCCAAUUCAAACUUCAUUUGUACAACCUUCUAUACCUGAUGUUCAUUAUAUAACAAUAAAUAGUACUCCAGCUCAAUCAGUAAUGCCAUGUUUUCAGUAUCAAACUACACCACCAACUGUGUUAGUACAGCCAUCAGUUGUUGAUCCUACUGCUAUGGUACUAAACAACCAUUCAGUUAAUAUGUAUGUAUCUCAAAGUAAUAACUUAAUAUUUAGUUCUCAACCUAUGAUAGUUGGUUUGGAUCAAUAUACUACCAUGUCUUCAAAUUAUACUUUUUCUCAAUCGCCUCAAAUAUACCAGCCUUCAAAAUCUGUGGAGCCUAUUUCAAAUCAGUACUAUAUCAUUAAUGCAGAGCCAACAGUUCCAAAUGAAUGGCCAUAUAAUAUUACAUCUGAAGUAAAAACUGAACGUAAAAUGGUAUAUACACAACCAAAAGUCUAUACAAAUCGUAAGUUAAAAUUAACUGAGUGCUAUGACACCAAAGAAAAUAUACCUAAUAGCUUAGUACAAUCUGUAGAAAAUCAAGCUUAUGGAGUUAUGAAUAUCAUAAGAAAUGUAAAUCCUGAACCAUGGAAGAGACAAACUAUAAAAACAUAUCUUCCUAAAAAAAUUCAAGAACAGAAAGUUUCACCUAAAAGAGCUGAAGAAAAAAAAAUACUUCCAAAAAGUGUUGAACCUCAUUCACCUAAAUUAUUAACUUCGAUAAAUAUGGUUAUACCUUCAACACCUGUUAAAAAUACAAUUAUGUCUACCAAAAUAUACAAAGAAAAUAUAGAAUCAUCUCCAAAGAAAUUUCAAUACUCAUCACCACCAAACAUUUUGCCGUCUACUAUAAAAUCAGAAAAUACUAUUUUUUCACCUUCAAAACUUGAUCAUAAAACUUCUAAUUCUUCCAUAAAAACAUUAAAAGUAUCACCUUCACAAAAAAUAACAGAAAAUAUUAGUUCUACAUUAAAAAUAGAAGAUAACAGUUUUUUACCUACGAAAUUGCAAAAUACUCAAUCUUAUAGCUUAAAAAACUUUGAUAAUCCACCACUGCCUCAAUUAUUUGCUAAUAAAUAUAUUUCUUUAAAUAAAGAAAACCCAAUACCAAUACUGGAAUCGGAAAGCCCAUUCACUCAUAAGUUAAAUAAAGAAAACCCAACACCAAUACUGGAAUUGGAAAGCCCAUACACUCAAAAUUUGAAUAAACCAUUAUCAACUAAACUAAAUGAAGAAGUCCCGCCUUCUGUAGAAACUUAUUCAUCCACAUCAGUUACAGACAUAAAAUCAUUACCAAAAUUAAAAAACCAACCAAUCACUGUAGAAAAAUCAUUAAUUAAAGAUGUAGAAAAUUUACCACUUGGAUUAUUUGAAAAAGAUAAACUGUCUACCAAUGGAAAUUCUCACUCUAAUAAUUCUGAAUUUCUUUCAUCAAAUAAUCUUAGAUACAAAGAUAUAAGUGAAAAAGUAUUUUCAAAUGAGAAAUUGGCAUCUAUUCAAGAAAAAUCUCAAAUUCAAACACAUAUAGGGUACCAGUGGUCAUCAGCUGCUGCAGAACGGGAACGUAUAGUACCUCAUCUCAUGUUUGAAAUGAGUUCUGCUGAUGGUGUAUUUUGUAAAGAUCACUCACUGGUUGAAAUUUGGUCUAAACUUUUCGAAGCUGUUCAAAUAUCAAGAAAUGAACGAAAAAUGCCCCAGCUAUCUUCAAGUAAUCCAUACACAAGUGAUAUAACAGCAGCAAUUCGUUCUCUUGGCCUGAGCAAUAAUUUUUUGAAGUACCUUUUGGAGCAGCUUUCAGGUGCUAAAGAAUUUGUUAAAUAUAAAGCAAUAUAUCAUAAAGGUGUUGACGUUGUUGGCUCAACUACAGAAAAUCCUUCAGGGUGUGCACGCACAGGAAUAGUUGUUAGAAAAAACAAAUAUGACAUGUUUAGCUGGUUAGCUUCUAGGCAUAGAAAACCUCCCAAAUUAUUAGCAAAUAAUGAAGACUUUGGUGGUCGUCGUGCUAAUUCUUUACCUAAUGAAAUGAAGUAUAGGAAUAUGAAUAAAGCGUUAACCAGUACAGUUGGUGUCUGCCGAUCUGAUAUACACGGCCGCGGACUGUUCUGUUUGAGAGAUAUUGAACAAGGCGAAUAUGUUAUUGAGUACACUGGUGAAGUUAUUCGUUCGGAAGUGAGUGAUGUGCGUGAGAGGCUUUAUAACAAAAAAGGAAUAGAUUGUUAUAUGUUCAGGAUUGAUCAGGAUAUUGUUGUAGAUGCCACAAUGAAUGGAAAUUCUUCUAGAUUUAUUAAUCACUCAUGUGAGCCCAACUGUCAUUCUAAAAUUGAAACAAUCCAUGGUAAAAAACAUAUAAUGAUUUUGGCCAAAAGAAAAUUAUUCCAAGGCGAAGAACUCACAUAUGACUACAAAUUCCCAUUAGAAGAUGAUAAAAUAUCAUGCCACUGUCUUUCGAGGAAAUGUCGUAAAUAUCUUAAUUAAUUAAAUUUGUUAUUAUUUUUUACUUUCUUUUCAUGCUUACACCUUUAUUUAUAAUCUGAUUUUUUUUAAGCAUGAUGUAGAUCUAAUUAAGUAGAUUAUUAAAUUAACUAUUUUUAUUAUUAUUAUUAUUAUUGU
Molecule: messenger RNA, 7326 nt
Organism: Sipha flava (yellow sugarcane aphid)
Lineage: Eukaryota; Metazoa; Arthropoda; Insecta; Hemiptera; Aphididae
Gene: trx
Product: histone-lysine N-methyltransferase trithorax
Exons: 17
Coding region: 541-7191 (2216 amino acids)
Biological process (GO): positive regulation of DNA-templated transcription
Cellular component (GO): histone methyltransferase complex; nucleus
Molecular function (GO): sequence-specific DNA binding; DNA-binding transcription factor activity; histone H3K4 methyltransferase activity
Source: RefSeq, a predicted model, not a curated record